Molecule: messenger RNA, 591 nt
Organism: Dibothriocephalus latus
Lineage: Eukaryota; Metazoa; Platyhelminthes; Cestoda; Diphyllobothriidea; Diphyllobothriidae
Source: the annotation of a GenBank genome assembly
UUCGACGAGUUGGUCUCAGAGCACACGCAACAGGGGGUGCCAGAAGAGCAGCGUGGAUCUCAGGCUCUUCUACCUCCCCCGGGCAAAGGUCACGCCUCAUAUGCGGACAUGGACCAUUGCUCUGUGUCGAGCGCGACUGGGCGACCAAAUCUAAAUCUUACCAAACCGGAGAGUCGGAUGCACCUCUGGAGCAAGAUGAGGAAGAUUGUGCGUUAUGUUUACCAGUACCGUGAUGAGUACGACUACUUUUACAAGGCUGAUGAUGAUAACUACCUGUUUGUGGAGAAUCUGGCAGAGGAACUGAACAAAAGAAACCCUGAUGAGCCCUUCAUGAUGGGACAUCGUUUUCCGAGAUUUCAAAGAGUUGGCUACUUUUCUGGAGGCGCCGGAUACGUCCUUUCGCGCGGAGCCCUGAAGGUACUGAUUGAACGUGCAAUUGACAAACAUCCAAGCUGUCCCACCUACGAUGAAGAUAAGGAGGAUGUAAAAAUGAGUAAGGACCUUGCAGUCUUAACAUUCAUUCGCACGCACCCCUUUGCUUCCUUUUCCGUCAGUAUCAUAUCUUCACUUGGAGCCAUUUGCAAAGGUUGA